Xiphophorus maculatus (southern platyfish) is the source of this 3538-nucleotide messenger RNA. It is a transcript of the gene rnf167, whose product is annotated as E3 ubiquitin-protein ligase RNF167-like. Gene Ontology annotation, molecular function: ubiquitin protein ligase activity. Gene Ontology annotation, cellular component: cytoplasm; nucleoplasm. The transcript has 10 exons. The record is from RefSeq and is a predicted model, not a curated record. Bases 447 to 1652 code for a protein of 401 amino acids. Lineage: Eukaryota; Metazoa; Chordata; Actinopteri; Cyprinodontiformes; Poeciliidae. Gene Ontology annotation, biological process: positive regulation of DNA-templated transcription; protein ubiquitination; ubiquitin-dependent protein catabolic process.
GGCAGACAGCUAAACAAACGCAACAAAGACCACGAAGAAAAAGACAGAAACAGUAGCAAACAAACCUUAGCAGUAAGCGGCUAAUGUACCUUGUGGAAAUUUUAGGUUUUAGUUUCGUCUGUUUUACGUUGGAUAGAUCAGUUGUUUUUGUUAAUCUGACUCGGUAUAAACUAUGUGUACGGGCUCCGGAAGGGAGACGAAAAUGGAACCUGUUAUCUAACAUUUGCUAACUCUAGCCAAACAUCGGCAAACCUCAAGUUAAUCCUUUCCGUUUGUGGUGUUUUCUGCUGGAAAUAUACACUGGUGGCGAUAACCCAGCUUAAAUUGUCCAGGAAGAACAGCCUGGCUCAUUUAAGGAUUUUUUUGUUAGACGGUUUGAGUUUCGAUUACACCCCUCGGUGUGGAGGCAUAAACAAGGAAAUACGUGCCACUGAAAACAACCGAGGAUGGCCCACCUUGCUGUGUGGUGGAAGCGCACUCGGCUGAGUGUCUUUUUACUCGCUUUCAGCUGCAUGUAUUUCCCCUCACCAACACAUGCAUAUAUAUUUGUUCGUUAUAAAAACCAGACCGACCUAAUGUUUGAGGACCUACCUGCUUUGUUUGGACCUUCUCUUCCAAAGCAGGGAUUGAUGGGAGUUUUGGUAGUCUCCCAUCCACUCAAUGGUUGUACAACAAUGGAUCCUCCUCCUCCACUGACAACAAACUAUGAUGCCAACACCACUAAAUUUAUUGCUCUCAUCAGGCGCUUUGAUUGCAAUUUUGACAUAAAGAUUUUAAAUGCACAGCAGGCUGGAUACAGCGCAGCAAUCGUUCACAACUUGAACUCUAACCUUCUUCUCAACAUGAACUUUAGCAAUGAGACUAUUGCAGAUCAGAUUGAAAUUCCCUCUGUGUUCACCAGCUCCUAUGCUGCAAGAAGGCUUAAGGAGGAAGUAAUUCCAGAACACGGGGCCUAUGUGAUACUCAAGCCGGAUUUAGUUUUUCCACUUUCGUACUACCUUAUUCCAUUCACUGGGGUACUAGGGAUGAUUAUUAUUGUGAUGUGUGUAAUCCUAGUUAUACGGUGUGUGCAGUACAGAAAACGUCUGAGGAAAAAUCGUUUGACCAAGGAGCAACUGAAGCGCAUUCCAACUCACAAGUUCAGGAAAGGAGAUGACUAUGAUUUGUGUGCCAUCUGUCUUGAUGAGUAUGAAGAAGGAGACAAGCUGAGAGUUUUACCUUGCUCACAUGCAUAUCAUUGCAAGUGCGUCGACCCGUGGCUCACCCUGACCAAGAAGACCUGUCCCGUGUGCAAACAACGCGUGACCCGAAACAACCCGGAGCAUUCCGAGUCCGACUCUGAGGAGGAAGCCGGAGGCCGGGGAGAGGAGGAAGCAGCACAGGGCGAAGGAGACUCUGAGCGCACCCCUCUGCUGCGCCCGUCCAACCCCGGGUCUCCGUCUAGGAACCCGUCGGCCUACUCAGCCACCACCACCACUACUGCCCAGUGCCUCGUCUCUCCAACACAACGCGACUCCCCCGUCCUGGGCUAUGAUGGCUACUACUCCCCACAGGAGGACACUGACUCAGAAAGUGGUGACGGAGGAGAGGAUGAGCACCACAGCGAGGACGACACAGCUCGGCUCAUUGGUAGGAACGGAGUGGUGGUCUGAACUUACCCGCCAGAUUAUUGGCCUAAUUUUAAACCCAAAAGACGAAAAGCGAACGGGGAGGAAAGGUUUGCCUAAGCAUUUUGCUUAGUCAGCUGCAAGAUUUAUAGUCGGCUAAAACUUUAGUAUUAUUUCCACAUUUGUCGAUUUCCAACAAAUCUUUUAUCCAGAUGUUGACAGGAAACUUUUUAAGUGUCAUAGCACAAAUCUGUUUCACCAAAGUCAAAUGUUAGGAGUCACUCCCCUUCGAUGCACACAAUAACUCUCGCUGAACUACUGCUUGUCUCAUGUUGUAUUCUGUGACUUCAUCACACAAGACCUAAACUCUGGUGUAGCCACAGUGUAACAGAAAUAUGUGUGGUGAAAGUUACUGUGGUUGAAGUGGUUUAUGAAGGAAAGUUCCCUGUUUUAAAUCAUCUCCUUUAGAUGGUUGCACUACUUGCAGGUGGGUGUAGAGGAUUGUUUAUCUCUUUAAUUUGACUUGUUUUUUUCAGAGGGAGGACUGGAUUUUUCUGUUUUGAUGAUGGAUUAUAAUAUAAUAUAACAUUGGAAACACUUUAAUAUCUCUCUGCUGCUUUUACAUUGUUGUUCACAUAGCUAUGUGGGCGGUUAAGAUUUUUAGCUUUAUCCCAUUUAUUCAGUUGAGUGAACUCAGGUUUCUUUUUUUUCACAAUUAAAGGUCAGUUGGGUUUGUAAGUGAAAAAGCAAGUGCAAAAAAAAAAAAAAUACAAUUGGGUUUGGUUAUGUAAAUGUUAGGUUUUUGCUUCACUUUUAAGCUUUGAAAAAUAAACCCUGAACCAAUUAACUUUAGUUGAAAAGCGUUUUAGGGGAAAAGUGCGUUGCCUUACAUCGGCCUUGAUGUUCAUGUGUGUUUAAUGUUUUUAAUCCGAGUGGUCGAGAUAGACACUCCUUUCUCAGUUUUUAUUUUAUUCUUGUGUCUUGUUCUGUAAUCUAAUAUGUUGUUCCCUGCCUUUGUGUAUCUUUAGCAUGGUUAUGCUUUUACCUGUAGCCCAACAUCAGGACAGGUCUAAUCAAAUUAAAGUUGGUGAAAGAUGGCCUUUUUGGGGUUUUUACUGCUCAUUUAUGUAAAACGCCUCACAAGUGGAAGUCUUCAGUGUUUUUGGCCAUAGUGUUUUUAUUCCUAAAAUAAAAAAAUAAAUCAUGAAUUUUAGCUCUAAAGUUAAAACUAUUCAGUGCUGCUUGCUAUAUGUUGUUCUGUAUGACUCUAAAAACAUGUAAACAGGGUUUUUGUGAUCAAUUUUGCUUUAUUUCUAACAUAGUUGCACAAAUAUGCUUUACAAGUUUUGAUUUUCUAUAGAGAAUUAGUGCAGUUAUUGUAUCAUUUGAUAAUGCAAGUCCAUCAAUCUUAAGGCAGAGGAAACGCUACAUAUGAUGGACAUAAAUUGUGGGGAUUAGCUUUCAGUGGGCAGAGCAUGAAGGUGCAACAACAGAACUGUGGAUUAUUAACAUAUCUUCACAUUGUCCUGCCCAAUGAUCCCGCACUGUUAAGGAUUGACUUGGAUCUGUUUUAAGAAUCACAAUAUGCUUCAAAUUUUCUUUUGUACUGUACGUUUUUUCUGUCUGUUAAUGGAAACAAAUGGAAAUGGCUGAUCUUCAAAUGUUAAUUAUUACACUAAUACACUUUUUUUAAUUUUAGAAUGUGCCUAGGUUAUCAGACUGUACAUGCAGUGUACAAAAUAAGAAUGAGAAUCCAUAAAUUGUCUAAAGGUCUGUGAGAAGCAACAUUAAAUGUUUAUGACAGAGUAGAAAGAAUAGAGAUGGGACUGCUGCCAUAAUUUGUUGUAAUAAGGAAGGUUGAGUACUUUCUCUUUACAAAUGCUCGUGACAAAUGACACAAUUCUUGAUAAUAAAGCCACUUUAAAAAAUAA